AUGGAAUAUCCUACUUCUGCGUCGGAUUCCCAUAUUCCCCUGCAUCGGCAACUGUUGUCAACGCCGGCGCAUGAACAGCGCAGUUGUCCACUGUUACGUGCUGUGCCCGCCGAGAUACGAAGCUACAUCUUCGGCCAGGCUUUGAUGGACUACGAAGAACCAGCGGCAGCCAAGCGUUACGUGGAAGACUCGUGCUGGGCUCGUCCAUCGUACUCUGCUCCACGAAGAACGGAUACAGCGCUUCUGCGAACAUGUCGGUCCAUCUACGGGGAGACUUGGUUCCUGCCCUUUAUGUUGAAGGAGCAGACGCACUGGAUAACAGCGCAAAAUCGCGCUCCACCAGACUACAACGUUGACACUUCGCCCGAUAUCCUCCGCUCGACGGUCGCGGAGAUCAGACAGCAACACAAGCAGCCAACCGUCGAGAUCGAUUCUCUUCGGAUCUUCACGCAGAUGUAUAAGAUUGAGCAAGAUGACGUCGCGCGUUUUCUGCAAUGCGUACCCGACCUCUCAUUUCGCCGUCUAUGCAUCACCAUUCGGCACGCCGACUUUUGGUUUUGGGAGAAUGACGAGCCGCUCCGUUUCGAAGGAGAGUGGAUUCCCAAGCUUUGCCGUGUUUUGCCCUGCACGGUGCGCGAGGUCGUCAUUGAAAUGGAAACGGUGAGGCGCAAAGCGGCGCAGCUAGACGAAAUCGCCCGGCAAAUGACGCAGCGGUGGCACUUUCGAACCAAGGACGGGGGACUCUUGUUUGCCGAUUCAACUCCAGACAGCCACGAAGUGAGCCGCUGGCGGGGCUCCUCGGCGUGGCAUAACCGGAGGUGGGUUAGAGACGAGAUCAGCAAGGGCGUCAUCGAGUAUCAUGUGGUUGCCGUGCGUUUCAAGCCGAAGCAUGCUAUCGAGAGGGCUGGCGGUACAAUCAGUGGCGAAGCACUGGAGGCUGCCGCCGCCGAGGCCUUUGUGAAGUCAAGCAUGCUCAAGCUGCAUAUACCGAACGCUGAGGCUAUGCAGUGCGCUCAAGCGUCUGUUCCAUAUGAUACCCAUGAUCAGGAUCGUGAUCGGCGCAUAGGCCGCAGGAGGAGACGACGCAGCGCGCGGCUACGCGGAGAGUGA
This is a messenger RNA of Akanthomyces muscarius, 1110 nucleotides long. RefSeq lists its product as uncharacterized. The record is from RefSeq and is a predicted model, not a curated record. Bases 1 to 1110 code for a protein of 369 amino acids. The transcript has a single exon. NCBI's taxonomy places the organism in Eukaryota, Fungi, Ascomycota, Sordariomycetes, Hypocreales, Cordycipitaceae.